AAGGUAAUUGGUCUUCAGUCCGUGGUGCGGCGCGAAGGAUUGAAUUUUGCCUUGUAUUUGUCGUUCACCAAAUGAAGUGUUUAAUGGUACUUUCAAACUAAGCACACUGGAUCUCCAGGAUAUGAUUGGUGCCUACCAAGCCCAAGAAUUUGAACCAUAUGGGAGGGGGCAUGUGGCAGCUCAUCCAGGGAAAGUACAGCUGCAGAUUAAGAAGUCGUCAACACUGGAACAUGGAAUACCGCUAGUGAAAGCAAUAAAGGAUAUUUCCUUACACGAAAACUCAAAAAAGGAGCACUGGCACAAGAGGAAAAAUGUGACAAACAAUUGUAUUGAGGAACUCUACAUCAAGGAAAGCACUGUCGUGUGGAGCAGGGGAGGGAAUGAGGAAAGCAGAAAGGUUAUUAAAACUGUCACUGUCGACUCAGCAGUACAGCAGGCCUUGUGGUGCACAUUUACUUUACCUGACAGUCUGAGUGAUGUGGAACAGAAAAGUAAUACCUUAGAUAUGAUAGGUCACAAAGAACAUGGUAUAUGUAUUGUGGAGUCUGGGUGUGUGAAUGUAUUCACUGACGAGGGAAAAGAUUACAUUUCCACAUUGCCAUUCCAGGUAUCUGGAGCCUGGGUUAUAAAGAAUGGAUUGAUGUUUGAGAGAACUGUGACACACAGAGAGAUGGCAAAUUCUAAAAGGGUGACCCCACUCCCUGUCCUCUUCACUAUGCUCCACCCACUGGAUGAGCUGGCACCUGUCAUUAGCAAGUCUACAGGUGGCAUGAAUGCAUCAAAGGUCCAGUUUGUGACCAGCCACAGCCAUCAGAUAGUGUUCACCAGUGAGGACCCCUCACUUGCUGUGCUGUAUGACACAGUACAUGGGGUGCACUCUAUAUGGAAGAUAAGAAGGGCAAAGUUAGAGGAAGGGUUUUCAGCCUCUGGGAUGGACUUGAUGGGCAGUCUUCCUGUCCAGUCUGCUGCCACAACACCACUGCCAGGACACAGUCAUUCCAGCAGCAGUAGCUCCCUGUCCAGAGUGACCUUCUCCAGCCUGUCGCCAUCUUCCAGCAUGUCACCAUUCAGAAGUCACCCCAGCCGAGUCAACUCUCCUGCUUCACGCUCUAUCAGUAGUCCAUCUCUCACACAAUCAGCAUCACUCAAUCAAAUGCAGUCCCCGUCUGUGGCAUCAAACAGUCUCUAUAGGUUCCAGACUCCAUCUCCUGGAGUGCGGUCCCCAGCGUGUCUGUCUCGUACCCCAGUGACUCACAACACCACUCUCUGGAAUGACACCUGUGCCGAGGCGGGGGAGCCCCUGACGCCUGAUGUGUGUCUGGAACAAGUGUGGACGGAUCUCGGCAUCACUGGAGGUCGCAGGCACAGUGGCCGUGCAAGUAAAGUCUUCAUUACCACUGACUUGCGUGAACAGCAGUAUUUGUGCUACUUAAUACCAACAGAAAAACAACUUAGGUGUUUGAAAUUUGAAGAGAGCAAUGACAGAAGUCAGUUGAUAUUUGGAACAGCACUGACCAUUCCUGCCAGGGAUGCUGGUCCAUUGGAGACAUUAAACAUGAUGGUGGUCCUGGACCCUGGCAGCAACCUAGUGCUGUAUACAGGCACCACACAAGUGAACAGUAUCCAUGUUCCUGGCAUUCCCUUGGCCACGCCUUCCACUUCCUUGUCCUAUCCCCCUGUACCAGACAGCCCGGCGCGGGGACCUUUUUCCUCCAGUAGACCUCCCAGUGCCAUGGACACAGGAUUUGAGGAGGAGGUAAAUCUGCUAUCACCAGUGCCAACUGAGUUCAAUGAAUCGAGUCAGCUUCUAGAUGGUUCCUUGGCUGAAGAGUUGUCUUCCUGGCAGUUUCCUAGUAUUAUAGCAGGGAUAAAGGAUCCUGUAGAGAAUCAGUUCACUGUGGAACUUGCUAAUGGCCAGCUAUUUCAUACUGGACUACCAGAUCUUGCUGAAUCCCCUUUAGUGAGGCUUUGUCUGAAAGCAGUUAGCCAGGUUCUGCCCCGAGAUGUGGGCAUACAGGUGCUGGUCAAGUGGUAUGCAGUCCGUAAUGCAGCUGGUAUAGUCUCCAGUCAAUCAGAAUGGACAAAGUUUGUCAAGUGCAUGUUUAAUCUGAUGGGAUACGAUGCGGGAAAGUUGGCUCUUACAAAGAAGUACAAUAUGGACAGCAGUGCAUCUCCUGUGAUGACUACAAAGAAAGCAAGAACAUCAGACCAUGGAACUGAAGAGGAUUGGCAAUACCUGCUGUCCUCUGACCAUCACAAGCUCAGUCAGAAUACCCACAGUUACAGCCUGGGAGUAGAAGAAGCGAUUCCCUUACAGUCCCCAUCCCUUUCCUGUCACACAGUGGGCACAGCAGAUGUGCAAGCUUUGCUCUUCUCACACAUACCUGCAGUCAUGUUUGCUUUACAUUUGGCAUAUGAGAAUGCCAAACUCAACAGACUACUUUCUGAAGAGUUGAAGUCAAUAGCAACAGUGCUACACCAGCUCUCAAGAGAUCUAAAGUGUGAGGCUUACAUUGAUCAUUACUGCAGAGAUUUCCCACAUCUUUUUAAUGUGUUGCAAGAAAGAAGCCAAUUUUCUUCUGAAAAUCUUCAAAAAAUGCACAGGCCCCAUUUUUUCAGUGUGAACCCUCCCAGCAUCUACAGAUGGCUGUACCAAGUGCUGAAGGGAGCAGAACCCGAUGUGUUCCCUUAUCUUCCAAAUGUGACAUUGUCAGUCAGAAAUAUCGUCAUAUUAUUUACAGUCUUGUGUACCAACAGUGGACAAGAACCAGACAAAGAGAAAUAUUUAAAGAAAAUCGCAGCUGCAGGUCACAGACCAACAUCAACUAAUGUCUCACUGUCCAAAAGUUUUGCUGGAUCAUCUCAAGCCUCCAUUUCUACAAAUAUUUUGCAGCUGAUGACUGAACUAGGAAUAACCUUUGAGUCAAUAGAAAACCUGCUACUGGGGGUGGCAUUGCCUUUGAGAGAAGCGAUCUACCAUGGUAGAGAAACACCACCUUCUACAUUACCAGAGGAAGCUUAUCAGUUAAUAGGAAGGGAAGAUUUAGCCAAGCAAGUCCACUGUGAGCACACUCCAUACACAGCUCCUCCAGGCAGCCAUGAGACCUCUGCCAAAAAUGUCAGAGAAGAUGAGGAUGGGAUGAAUAAUCUAGACAAGGAGCUGCUCAGGCUGCGGUUCAAUGAAGAUCACAGAAUUCAGGAAGUUCGCAAGUUGCUACGAUCUUCUAAACCUGUCAAAAUCAUGCUUACUCAGAAGCCUGAAGUUAGCGACCAUGAUUUCAUAGAAGAGCAGAGCAGGCAUCUGUACUCUAUCUGCAUCAGAACAAUGGCUCUCCCAUUGGGAAGGGGUAUGUUUACAUUAAGUACUUACCACCCUGUUGUCACAGAAACACUGCCCAUUCCCAAACUUUGUCUCACUGGACGUGUGCCACCAAGAAACACGACCAUAGACCUGAGUCACAUCGAGACCCCAGCCAACAUGAAUGUGUGGCCACAGUUCCACAAUGGAGUUGCAGCAGGACUUAAGAUUGCCAACUCCUCUCAGGUUGAUUCUACAUGGAUCAUCUAUAACAAACCAAAAAGUAAUGAGUUGACCAAUGAACAUGCAGGCUUCUUAAUGGCCCUGGGUUUGAAUGGUCAUCUCUCCAAUCUGGCAACCAUGAAUGUCCACGACUAUUUAUGCAGGGGACAUGAUAUGACAGGUGUUGGAUUGUUGCUGGGAAUUGCUGCGGCAAAGAGAGGCACAAUGGACCAUGCGACUGUUCGUCUUCUCAGUAUCCACAUAGCAGCCAUGUUGCCACCUACCUCCACAGAGCUGGAUGUUCCCCACGUGGUGCAAGUGUCGGCCAUCUUGGGCAUGGGUCUGGUCUAUCAGGGUACGGCACACAGGCACGUGGCCGAGGUGCUGCUGGCUGAGAUAGGCCGUCCUCCAGGGCCCGAAAUGGACAAUGCUACUGACCGUGAGUCUUACUCCUUAGCAUCUGGACUUGCCUUAGGGAUGGUCAUGUUAGGGAGAGGCAGUGAGACCUUGGGAUUGUCUGACCUAAACAUGGCCGACCAGCUCUAUCACUUCAUGGUUGGAGGACAUAAAAGGCCCAUGACUGGCCUAAAUAAAGAGCGAUACAAAUCUCCAAGUUACCAAAUUAAAGAAGGGGAUGCAGUCAAUGUCAAUGUGACCUCCCCUGGUGCUACCCUAGCCCUUGGGAUGAUGUUCUUCAAGAGCAAUAACAGCGCUGUUGCCCAGUGGUUGAUGGCACCUGACACACAGUUUCUAUUGGAUUUUGUUAGGCCAGAUUUCCUUAUGCUUAGAGUUAUCAGUCAGGGACUUGUUUUGUGGGAUUCAGUAUUGCCUUCCAAAUUAUGGAUUGAACAGAAUAUUCCACAGGUAAUAAAAAUGUAUGCAUUCAACAGGGAUAAAUACCAAAAUGAUCCAACCUGUGAUACUGACUUUGAAACUAUGAGUCAAGCCUACUGCAACAUCGUAGCUGGAGGAUGCAUGGCAAUAGCACUGAAGUUUGCUGGAUCAGCUAAUCAAGAAGCAUUUGAAUGUUUGCUGGACUAUGCAAAGGUGUUCAUCCAGUAUUUGAACACUGCCUCCUCCAUUGAACAAGCUGGGAAGAGUAGCCUAGAAAGCUGCCUCAUAGUGGUGGUACUGUCUUUGGCCAUGGUGAUGGCUGGGACUGGUCAUUUGGAGGUGUUAAGAAUCUGCCGCCUGUUGAGGACCAGAGUGGGGCCAAGCUACAACUAUGUCCUCUAUGGCUCCCACAUGGCAGUCAGCAUGGCUGUGGGGCUGCUGUUUCUAGGUGGAGGAAGAUAUACUCUGAGCACCAAGCCAGAAGCUGUGGCUGCUAUGCUGUGUGCUUUCUUCCCAAAGUUUCCCAAUCACAGCAAUGAUAACAGGUAUCACCUUCAAGCUUUUAGGCAUUUGUAUGUGCUGGCUGCAGACUCGAGAAUUCUUAUCCCUCGAGAUGUUGACACAGGCUGCCCAAGCUAUGUUCCUCUACAAAUUACUGUCAAGCCAUCUUCAUCCUGUCCCCCCAAAGAGUAUCAGGUCAUGGCUCCUUGUUUAUUACCGGAAUUAAACCAACUGCAGCAGGUUGUUGUUACUGGAGAGCGGUAUUGGCCAGUCUCUUUUUGCGCAGACCAAAAUUGGAAUAAACUACAACACAUAUUAAGUACCAGCGGUACUCUGUAUGUCAAGCAGAGGGCAGGCCACCUGACAUAUAUGGAAGACCCAAAGGGAUACCACAGCUUGUUAGCUAAAUCAUUUGUGAGUGAUAAAGGUGGCCAUCAGCGAGUGCAGCCUGAAGUUAUCAAGUCGUUUACUUCAGAUGCAAGGAUUCUCUCAUUUACAGAAUCAUUUUGCAAAGAGCAUAGUGAUCAGGAAUAUCCUCAGACGUCAAUGCUUUCUUCACUACUCCAUGAAUGUGUGACUCAGGAGAAACCAGAGAUGCUGAGCAUGUACAUAGAGUUGCACCAGAUUAUUGGUAGUCUUUCACAGGGGUUGGAUUCCAUGAAAUGCUGGCAGGUGAAGCUGGCUCUGGCUCUUUACAGAAGAUUUGGGUCUGAGAGGAGGUUGCUGGCAACAGAAUUCUUACUGGCUGCCGAGAGUAAAAUAAAUGUGAUAUUUGAGGAAUGGUUGAAAGGUCAUCCUUCUUCAGUGGCCAAGUACUUCAGCAGCCAUCAGUGUGAUGAAUUUGUGGAUGCCACUUUCCUGGGCACAUUUUUGGUUUGGCAUGAUCUCCCUCUGCCAGGAUAUUUCCAAAACCAAGAUUUGAAAGCGCUCCAGGAAUUUCCACAGUUCUAUUCAGAAUAUAAGCAAACUGGACUGUCCAUUGGAAGUUUGUUAAAAUUGUUCAAUGUUCUUCGGGGAUGUCAUCCAUCUUGAUAAGGGUGUCAACCAUUACUUCCACCAGCACACAAUUUUUACUUGGAUACAUAUUCACAAGAACAUAUGAGGGAAAAUAUCCCAAAAGCUGAGUAAUAGAAACAUUGAAAUAUGAACAUGUUAAAACAGAGUUCCACGGGAUUUUUUUUCACACAAUUUGAACUGAAACUUGGAAGAUAAAGGUUCAUCAUAUAAAAAUCUUUGUUGAGGUCUGAAAAUGAAUUGGUUUCAAUGUAUACAUACGUUGGAAAGAUGGCAGAAUUACUACAAUCAGGUCAAUAAAUAUAAAGAUCUUCAAUUGAAUAAAAUAGUUUAAUUGGUCAAUCAAUUUUGUUUAUGAUGUACAAUAUAAGAAAUAAAUUCCAGAUAUUUUCAAAGUGUCAUUUUGUGGUACAUAGCACCUGGAAAUCAAAGUCAGAUCUUGCAUUUUCCUCAGCUUAGGUACACUUUUUCUAUUGAAAGCAUAAUGCCAGAUUUGGAUCAAGCUGUCUGAUAUUUCAGUCCAGUUUCCCUUUAUGCUACAUUUAAUAUCUGUUUGUAGCUUUUAUACAAAAGAAUAAAUCCAAAAUAUCAAUCCUAUUUACACAGGUGUGUGUGACUUUAUUUUACAUUAAGGGUAUCAUAUUUAACAGAAAAAGAAAGCAGUGUAGAAAGUCAUUGUUAAGAGACAUAUUUGGAUGAAAAUGCAUUUUGCUUUUGCGAAUGUCAUGCUUAUUGCCUGGUUAGUUGUACCUUGAACAAAUAAGAGAGAUAUGAAGUUUGAACAGGCUGAGUAGCUAGUCUCACCUAGCUUAAUAAUUUCACUAAGGAGCUUAUUGGCCUUUGAGGCACUUUCUUUGUUUGGGAAGGAAUCACCAUCAGUAUCAAUUGUGAUUAGUAAACCAUCGAUGUAAUUGCAAGGGAACAUGUUACAAACAAAUUGGUAUUGAAAAAAUUUGAAUAGACCUUUUGCUACAAAGUUCUUCCCCCAGGAGACUGGGAAAUCAUUGAGGAAAAGGCUAAUAAUUCAUAAUUUUGCCGAUUAAAUCAGAACCCACCUUCAAAAAAUUUGAGAUACUGUUCCGUAGUUUUUUCAACACCUAUCCAAUCACUAAAAAAUAUUGAUAGUUGCCCUAGAGAUAAAAAUGAAAAGUUUCCACUUUCCCAACAUGGUUGAUAUGCAAUUAUUGACUUAAAACCGUUAAUCCUCCCUAUAUUAUCACAUUAUUUUGAUAAUUUUGAAAAUCCUUUGGUACUAAUCUGCACAUAAGUUGAUUGCUAUGUCUGCAGAUAUUUUAUAACCAGAGCUCAUUUUUUUUUUUAUUAAAGAAGAAAGACAUGCAACUUAUGUCUUACACACCAUUGCAUUUCAUAUCAGCAUAUGCUUUUCCUAAAAGGCACACUGCCCAUCCUCACUCCAUCACAUUUUUCAAGCAAGAACAAUUUCCAUUCAAACAUGCAGUAACACCAUGCCAUAUUUAACAGCACCAAACUUUCAUUCAAUAACAAUGCCAAUAUCUAUAUGCGUACUAACUUCGCAUGAUACACUUCAGAGACAAAUCAACCAUUUUACAACCGUCAUACAUCAUUACCAAUUGCAAUGGUCUUCAAAGUCACCCACAUCACACGCUCAUUGAGUCUGGAAUUCCGAUCUUUUUCUCACAUUCAUUUUACCUACACCCUCACCCUAUGACAAUUCAUAAAUCCACCAUUCAAGACAAACUGAAGAAAGGAUCACACUAAAGCACUCACCUUUCCUACUGCAUGUCUCUGAAUUGCCUCUUUGAAGCAUGUAAUACACACCUUGACAUAAAGACACUCAAAACUAAAUAGCACUUAACAGAUGGCUUACCUUUUAGUUCUGGGUAUCUGACUGUCUUAGUCUUAGUUUGUUUUGACUGUGACAUUUACAAAUCUCAAUAGAUAUGAUCAAUGGAAAAAAAUUAUAAUAGGUCUAUAAUUUCCCUUUUAACUCUGCUUAUGAUGUUAAAUUUGGUGUUCUAGUGAUUAAAAAUAUGUGGUUUGAAAAUAGGAUCAUUGGGUUUCUUAUUUAAGUAAAGAAAAUUAACUAGACAGCAAGGCUGGCAAAUAUACAGACACUCAACAGAAAAGAUGCAAUUUCUAUCACUCCAUUUUAACAUAAACAAGUAUAUUCCAGUAACAGUAAAUUUUGUAAAAUAUAACCCUAUCACAUAGAUAUUCAAAAGAAACCUACCUCUUUACAAAAAAAAAA
This is a messenger RNA of Lingula anatina, 8099 nucleotides long. Its product is annotated as anaphase-promoting complex subunit 1. The record is from RefSeq and is a predicted model, not a curated record. Lineage: Eukaryota; Metazoa; Brachiopoda; Lingulata; Lingulida; Lingulidae. Gene Ontology annotation, cellular component: anaphase-promoting complex. Gene Ontology annotation, biological process: metaphase/anaphase transition of mitotic cell cycle; anaphase-promoting complex-dependent catabolic process; protein K11-linked ubiquitination. Gene Ontology annotation, molecular function: molecular adaptor activity.